UUUGGCCAUAGAUAACUAAUAUAAUGAUUAUCCUGUCCUAAAUUGGAGUUUGUUGUGCCUAUCUAAUAUUUUUAUAUCAAUCAACUAAUGCAGUUCUUAAUUAAAUAAAUAUUCCUUUGUCAAAAUUAACAAUUUUCUCAUUAACCUUGAUUUUGAUUAUUCCUUUGUCCUUAGUAAGAAGGAUGAAGUACUUUCAUUAUGUAAGCAAACUAGGUUUUUAUGUUAAUUUACUUACAUUCAUUGUAGUUUUUUUUGAUUGCUUAAAUUUAAUAUAUAUCGAAGGUAUUACAUUUGGACCUAGUAUUAAUUUAUAAAGUAAUAUCUGAAUAUAAUUAGAUACAUUUUAAUUUAUUGGAAUAGCCUGUUUAACAUUAUAAUGUAAUUUGACUAUUCUACCAAUCAGAAAUGACAUGAACAAUAAAAAACCUUUUUAAAGAUAUUAAGAAAUCUCACUUUAUUUAUGUUUUUUUAUUGCAAUUUUUAUUACAACUUUUGCAAUUUGGGGUUACAAAGAUAAUUUAAAUUAAAUAAUAAUUUUUAAUAUUCAAAAUCUUUAUCUAAGAUCAAUUACAAUGAUUGCUUAUGGAAUUUGUAUAUUAAUGACAUAUGCACUUUAACUAUUUCCAGCUGUAUAAAUCAUUGAAGAACAUUUUUCAUAACUAACUUACAAACAGUUUGAUCAAUCUGAAGAUGAAAAUGAAAGUGUAUUUGUUUUAGAUAAAAUUUCAUUAAUUAUCAGAGGGCUGUUAAUGAUAAUGAUUUAUUUCAUAUCAUACAAAAUACCUGAUUUAUCAUAAUUUAUUAAUUUAAUUGGAAGUUUCUUUGGUUCAUUUUGUUAAGUAUUAUAGAUAUUUAUUUAAAUAGUUUUUGAUACCAUUAUUAGCACAUUGGAUUUGCUUUAAAAAUUAAGAAACCAGUCUUAGAUUAAAAUUAGAAUAUUUUUUUAUGUCAAUUUUUACAGCCUUAGCAAUAGUAUUUGGAUCAUAUGAAUCUAUUAAAGGUUUAAUGUGA
Molecule: messenger RNA, 1011 nt
Organism: Paramecium sonneborni
Lineage: Eukaryota; Ciliophora; Oligohymenophorea; Peniculida; Parameciidae
Source: the annotation of a GenBank genome assembly